This is a messenger RNA of Sinocyclocheilus rhinocerous, 1112 nucleotides long. RefSeq names its product FSHD region gene 1 (gene frg1). The coding region runs from base 199 to 966 and encodes 255 amino acids. The transcript has 9 exons. Gene Ontology annotation, molecular function: actin filament binding. The record is from RefSeq and is a predicted model, not a curated record. NCBI's taxonomy places the organism in Eukaryota, Metazoa, Chordata, Actinopteri, Cypriniformes, Cyprinidae. Gene Ontology annotation, cellular component: striated muscle dense body; nucleolus; catalytic step 2 spliceosome.
UUUUCAAGCCACCACCACACUUUCUAUAUUUCUCCGACCGAUGGGUGUCGCGCUUCAACUCAGCCGCGCGUCUUCAGUGCGGUGCUUUGACUCCUUUCGGCCACCGUACACACAGAGAGCGCUGUUGCAGGAAAACGCUUUCAAGGCGUGAAUAACAAUGUAUGAUAAUCCCACAGAAGCGUUUUAAUUCAGUUGAUCAUGACCGAGUACUCACACGUCAAGUCCACCAAGCUGGUCCUGAAAGGAUUAAACGAUAAAAAAAAGAAGAAAAAGAACAAGGACAAAAAGAGAAAACGAGAUGAUGAAGACAAGCUGGAUGUCGUUGGAGGAUGGUGGACAGUGAAGAGUUUCGGUGAGAUCACAGGCUCAGUGGCCAUUGAGAUGCACAGAAAGUCCUUCAUUCAUGCGCUGGACACUGGACUCUUCACUGUAGGAGCUCCUCAUAAAGACGAUGAAGGCCCAGAUCCUCCAGAGCAGUUCACUGCCAUCAGAGUCUCAGACUCCAGGAUAGCGCUGAAGUCAGGCUAUGGGAAGUAUUUAGGUAUAAACUCAGAGGGUGUUGUGGUUGGUCGAUCAGAUGCCAUCGGCUCCAGAGAGCAGUGGGAACCAGUGUUUCAGGAUGGUAAAAUGGCCUUACUUGCUGCAAACAGUUGUUUCAUCUCGUACAGUGAGAGCGGAGACAUAGUGGCCAAAAACAAGACAGCGGGAGAGGAGGAGAUAAUCAAGAUCCGUUCAUGCACAGAAAGAGAGGUGAAGAGAAAAGACGAUAUUGCAGAUGAAGACAGGGGUGAUGUCAAGAACUGUGAGGUCAACUACGUGAAGAAGUUCCAGAGUUUUCAGGAUCGGAAGCUGAGGGUGAAUGAGGAAGACAGCGGUACGCUGAAAAAAGCCAGAACAGAAGGAAAAUUCCAUGAGGCCCUGCUGGACAGGAGAGCCAAGAUGAAGGCUGACCGAUACUGCAAGUGAAACCAGAAGUGUUUUUUUUCCCUUCCUCACCAUUAUAAUUUUACAUAGUCAUGGAAUCUCUGCCUUUUUUUUUUUAUAAUAAACCUAGUCACUUUUCACAAGAAAAUCUUUUGUUGUUGUUGUUUUUAAAUAGCCUAUCAAUUAUA